AGGAAGAAAUGGAGGAUGAGGAAAUUAAAGAGGCCCAGGAUUGGGUGCCUUCCCUCAGCCCCUUCCUCUCUCCCCACCCCACUAGCCCACAGGACCUCCCCGGGGCGUGGAGUACAGGACGAUCCGCCUCGCCGGCCGCAUUCCGCGCCCCUUCCGGCCCGCGCGCACGUCGCCCCAGCCGCCGCCAGAAGGGGCGGGGCCUGGGCCCUGGCGUUCAGUCAGCCAAGGUCCCAGCGUGCCCUGCGGCGGUCAACGAGAGCAGAUCCAGUGACUCACAUCCGCCGCGCUAACUCUGCUUGCUCUCUACUUGCACACGCUUACACCCGGCUCGAGAUGGCGGCGGCAGCGGCGGGGGACUCCGACUCCUGGGACGCGGACACGUUCUCCGUGGAAGACCCGGUGCGGAAGGUGGGGGGCGGCGGCACCGCCGGCGGGGACCGCUGGGAAGGCGAGGACGAGGACGAGGACGUCAAGGAUAACUGGGAUGAUGAUGAUGAUGAUGAAAAAAAAGAAGAAGCAGAAGUAAAACCAGAAGUAAAAAUUUCAGAAAAGAAAAAAACAGCAGAGAAGAUAAAAGAGAAAGAACGGCAGCAGAAGAAAAGGCAAGAAGAAAUUAAAAAGAGGUUAGAAGAACCUGAAGAACCUAAAGUGCUAACACCAGACGAACAAUUAGCAGAUAAACUGCGGCUAAAGAAAUUACAGGAAGAGGCAGACCUCGAAUUAGCGAAAGAAACUUUUGGUGUUAAUAAUACAGUUUAUGGAAUAGAUGCUAUGAACCCAUCUUCAAGGGAUGACUUCACAGAGUUUGGAAAGUUACUAAAAGAUAAAAUUACACAAUAUGAAAAAUCACUAUAUUAUGCCAGUUUUUUGGAAGCCUUAGUUCGAGAUGUGUGUAUUUCAUUGGAAAUUGAUGACUUGAAAAAGAUUACCAAUUCAUUGACUGUACUUUGCAGUGAAAAACAAAAGCAAGAAAAGCAAAGCAAAGCCAAAAAGAAGAAGAAAGGUGUGGUUCCCGGAGGGGGAUUAAAGGCUACCAUGAAAGAUGAUCUGGCAGAUUAUGGUGGUUAUGAUGGAGGAUAUGUACAAGAUUUUGAAGACUUCAUGUGACGUUUUAUCUUCUCCUGGUGUCUUCUUUCUGUUGCCCACAAUCCCUUCAACAUGUAGCACAACUUCCUUUCCUUUCAGUUCUGCCAAAUGCUACAAUCAGAAGUGCAGUAUCUUUUGUGCUGGUUAUUAACCCCUUGACACUUAGGUGCUAAUGUGCAAAUGAGGGAACUUGGAUCUUGCUGCCAAGGGGUUAAAAUUGGGAACCUCCAUUGCUACUAAAUCAUAGUUUAAAAAACAGACCUAAUAAUGUUGUUGCUAUCUGAUUCCAUAGCAGCAGUCACUAAAUUGGAAACAAAGGUUGCAACAUGACAAAAAAUUGUGUAGUAUUUACCAGCACCAUUCAGUAAUACAGCCUUAACCAUACCUCCUUGAACUACUUCAUAACUUGUCAAGAAAAGCAGUCUGCUGCAAGGGCAUGUGGUGUGCACCUAGUAUUAAAGUUGCUUUGUCUUAAAAUUGAGCGUGAGGAUAUUAAAAAUACAUUGUGAAGAAGACUGCUUAUCUCAGAGUGAAGAUACGGCGGCUGAAAAGCACUAGUUUGAUACUUAAAAAUUAAAUGACCAAAACCCUCCAACUUGGAAGCUGAAGAAGGUAAACCUCUCCAUUAUUGCACUACCAAGUUGUGGAAUCUCUUGAAUGCUAGACUGUCUAGUUUCUAUUUAUCAGACUAUUCUACUGCUGGAGUGCUUCAGAUGGGGGAGGGAAACUCCUUACCUAUUUGUCUGAUUUAAGUGUCUGAGAAACAAAUCUCCUUUGUUCUCUGAGGCUGCAGUGGAUCAGCUUUAACAGGGUUUUGGCAUUUCCUUUCCUUUAUAAAACGUGUUUAGCAAACUGCGCCACUUAACUACAGUUUGGUAAAUUGUUAUGUUAACAAUUAUGACAUCUGCAAUGUUUUAUAAAGCAACUAAUUUAAUAAAGUCACUAUUGUGAGGA
Molecule: messenger RNA, 2040 nt
Organism: Orcinus orca (killer whale)
Lineage: Eukaryota; Metazoa; Chordata; Mammalia; Artiodactyla; Delphinidae
Gene: EIF3J
Product: eukaryotic translation initiation factor 3 subunit J
Exons: 9
Coding region: 16-1107 (363 amino acids)
Cellular component (GO): eukaryotic translation initiation factor 3 complex; cytoplasm
Molecular function (GO): translation initiation factor activity
Source: RefSeq, a predicted model, not a curated record